AUGACAGAAAUCACCAGUUCCGACGGCCAGGGUGAGGGAUUGUAUGGUAUUGACAAUGCUUCCAACUCUCUUCCAGCACUUUCCGCCUGUGCUAGGGGUUUCACAUCCGAAACCUACGACUUCAUCAUUGUCGGCGGAGGAACGGCUGGUCUGGCUGUAGCUGCACGCUUGACUGAGGAUCCAAAUGUUGUCGUCGGGGUCCUUGAGGUUGGCAAAUCAAGACUUGACGAUCCUCUAGUAGACACUCCUGCUACUUUCCCACAUUUGUUGGGCAAUCCGGACUAUGAUCAUUGUUUCAAGUCUGUACCGCAGGCAGGUAAUCGUGGUAUCGUCCAUCAUUUGAGUAGAGGAAAAGCUCUUGGAGGCUCCAGCGCCAUCAACUACAUGUUAUAUGUUCGAGGCUCUGAUGCCGACUACGAUGACUGGGCAACACUCGUGGGAGAUCCUGCGUGGUCCUCCACAGCUCUCAGACCGUAUAUGCGCAAGCACGAGAAACUCGAAAAGAUCGAUGAAUCGAUCCUAGACCAGACCGAUUAUCCUCAUGUCGGCGAACAUCACGGUACAGAUGGUCCAGUCCACACCUCUUUCAACGACAGUACAUUCCCAAUCUGCGAUGUCACAAUCAGAGCCAUGGACGAAGUGGCUGGUCUUUCCAAGAAACCAACAGAUCCUUGGAGCGGUGAUCAUGUUGGCUUCUUUAACACACUUGGUGCUGUAGCUCGAUCUGGACCACACAAAGGUAAGAGAAGUUAUGCUGCUCGUGGCUACUUCCAAGCAAAUGCCUGUCGACCAAACCUCAAAGUGCUUUGUGAAGCGCAAGUGAACAAGAUUAUUCUGGAGAACGGUGUUGCCGCAGGAGUGGAGUUUGUCUUUGAUGGCAUGCAUGAAACUGUCUACGCCAAGAGAGAGGUCAUCCUGUGUGGCGGAGUGAUCAACUCACCACAAAUUCUGGAACUCUCUGGUGUUGGCGAUCCCGCAAUCCUCGAAAAAGCCGGCAUCGAGUGCAAGGUCAAACUCCCCAGUGUUGGCGAAAACCUCCAAGAUCAUGCUGUUGCUGUUCUUGGCCUGGAUCUCAAGCCUGGCAACAUGACCCUAGAUAUCCUGGGUGAUCCGGAUGUGAUGGGAGGAGCCAUGAAGGCCUACAUGGAACACCAAAAAGGACCUUUGACCUCGAUAGCCAGCACUCAAGGCUUCCUUCCUUACAAAUCUCACGUCUCUACUGACGAGCUGGAGAGCACUGUCAAGAGCAUCCGUGAGGUUCAGAACAAGCCUGACACCUCACCUUUCUACAAAAGACAGCUGGACCAAGUUAUUGCACAUCUUGAGAGCGACAAGUCGGCGAAUCUACAGUAUAUCAUGAUACCUUCUGGAGCAGAUUACGAAAAUGGUAUCACCACACAGAAGCUCUGGCCCCCACCGGACAACACUCGUGCUCACCGUAUGGUUCUUGCGCCGUGUCUGCAGUAUCCCGUUUCUCGAGGUUCAUGUCACAUCGAGAGUUCUGAUCCAUCCACACACCCUACCAUCGACCCCGGAUACUUGAAACAUCCCGCCGACGUCGCAGUCCUGGCAGCCGGCCUCCAUUUUGUCCACAAGACAACCAAGACCGAGCAUCUCGCCCCUCUAAUCCAAGAACGAUCCUAUCCACCCGCCUCCAGAAAUCUCGACAAUGCCGCCGACCGCGAAGAAGCAGUCAAAGAUUGGGUCAUGGGAGAAUACCAUCUCAUGGGUACUUGCGCAAUGGGAGAAGUCGUAGACAGCAGACUUCGAGUCAAGGGUGUUCAAGGAUUGAGGGUGGUGGAUGCAAGUGUGUUUCCCAACCACGUCAGCGGCAACAUUUGCAGCAGUGUGUACACUGUGGCAGAGAAGGCCGCUGAUCUCAUCAAGGAGGACUGGGCAACUGUGGAGGUGGAAGCCGGUAUGGCAAAGCUUUGA
This is a messenger RNA of Aureobasidium uvarum, 1935 nucleotides long. NCBI's taxonomy places the organism in Eukaryota, Fungi, Ascomycota, Dothideomycetes, Dothideales, Saccotheciaceae. The record is from the annotation of a GenBank genome assembly.